AUGAUCGAGAUUGGAAAGCGUGACCUCUAUGGCCACGGCAAGGUCGACAUGCACGGAUGUACCGAGAACCGGGCCUUCUUUGGCCUCGAUGCCCACCACAUUUAUUUCGAACAGGGCCUUGUCAAGCUAAUACCGACCUUCAUGACUGUCCCCGCCGAGAAUGUCGUGGAUGCCUUCCGUCACAUGCAAAAGGGCACACAUAUCGGCAAGUUUGCAGUCACCGUGCCGACAGACUUGUCCCACCUCCCGGGCCGCUCCGAGAAGCACGAUGACUUUUGCAAGGAGCUCGAGGUCAUGGGCUGCAAGGUGCAGGUUCUCCAGGGUUCUGUUGCCGACCCCGAGGACGUCAAGCGAGCGGUUGCCGAAGCCUGCGCCCCUAUCCGCGGUGUCGUGCAGCUUUCCAUGGCUCUUCAGGAUCGCUCCAUUGAUGGUCAACGGCACCUGAACCUGCACAACACACUGGGGUCUGAUCUGGAAUUUUUCGUCCUGUUCGCUUCCAUCAGCGGUCUCGUAGGCCAGUACGGCCAGGCCAUCUAUGCAGCUGCCAACACGUUCCUCGACGCUUUUGUACAGUACCGCCAGGGCCAAGGUCUGCCUGCCUCCGUCAUCGAUCUCGGUGUCAUGGAGGAUGUUGGUUGCGUGUCCCAGUCCUCUGAACUCCUCGACUACUUCCGCUUCCUGGAUGCCGACCUUCCCAGCGAGGAAGCCAUGCGGAGGGGUGUUCGGCUUGCCAUUUCUCGCUCAUUCCCCCGCCCGCAGGAACACGCUACACAGAAGUACAGCAAUCCCAACCAGAUCGCCCUUGGACGCGAUCGCCGAUUUUCCAUCUACCAUGGCAUCUCCGCGUCUACUAGGCCACGUUUCUCAACGACAGACGAGAGCCUAAAGUCAUUCCUCAACCAGCUAGCUUCCAGGGGCGCAGGUGGUCUAGAUGAUGACAAGGCCGAGUACCUAGCCAAGGAGAUUGGCAAGACUUUGUACGGAUUCAUGAUGAAGAAUCCAAAUGACAUGGAGAUGGAUCAGCCGCUUUCCACUCUGGGGUUGGACAGUCUUGUCGGCAUCGAGGUGCAGAGCACAGAUCGGAUUGGAGAUGAGCAUCCUGAACAUCAUGCAGAGCACAUUGAGGGUAAUUGGCAAAAAGGCUCUUGA
Molecule: messenger RNA, 1149 nt
Organism: Metarhizium acridum CQMa 102
Lineage: Eukaryota; Fungi; Ascomycota; Sordariomycetes; Hypocreales; Clavicipitaceae
Source: RefSeq, a predicted model, not a curated record